AUGGUGCUCUCUCAAAAUGCAGCUGUUUCAUCUACUGUCCAUGCUUUUAGGGCCGCUCAUGCUUCUACAAGAACAAUGGGACAACAAGAAAUGAAUGCAGCAGGACAAGGAAACGACGUACAUCUCCGCGUUCCUCAAGGCCUCGGAAAUAUAUUUCGUGCUGUUUCCAAAGUGAUUGCUCCUGCUCUUGUUGGAGGUGCAGCUCAAUACGGUUUGGAGCAACUAAGUAAAGAAAAAAAACAAUGA
Molecule: messenger RNA, 246 nt
Organism: Cylicocyclus nassatus
Lineage: Eukaryota; Metazoa; Nematoda; Chromadorea; Rhabditida; Strongylidae
Source: the annotation of a GenBank genome assembly